AAGGAUCUGAUUCAGAUUUUAGUUAAAAUUUGGGAGAUAUUAUUUCCUUUCGACAAAACCCACAGAAGAAAAACACCAAGAAAAAAAAAUCCAUGGCUCCCAAGGCGAAAGAGAAACCUAAAACCUCACCACAACAACCAACUGCGGAAAUCGAAGAUCUCUUCACUACUCUAAACCGCCAUGUCCAAAAUUCAGAGUUCGAGAAAGCUGUAAAAGUUGCAGAUCAAGUUCUUGCAAUUUCUCCUGGUGAUGAGGAUGCUUUAAACUGCAAGAUCGUAGGUCUGAUUAAAGCUGAUAAUAUAGAUCUUGCUUUGUCAACUAUACAGUCUUUGAAACAUGUUUCGGCCGAUUUGGGAUUUUAUAAGGCAUAUUGUCUAUACAGACAAAACAAGCUGGAUGAAGCUAUGGAGUCCCUAUCAAGUCUGGAGAGGACCUCCGUGACCAUGCAAUUAGAAUCUCAGAUUCUUUAUCGUCUGGGGAAACUGGAGACUUGUAUGGAUCUCUAUCAGAAGCUUCAAAAUCUAAAGAUAGACUCCUUAGAAAUCAAUAUUGUGGCUGGUUUAGUAUCUGCUGGAAGAGCUUCUGAAGUUCAAGGGACAAUGAAUGCGCUCAAAGUUAAACCCAAUAGCAGCUUUGAACUGGCGUAUAAUAAUGCUUGUUCUUUGAUCGAGAGGCAAAAAUAUGUGGAAGCGGAACAACAGUUGCUUUCAGCUAGAAGAAUCGGUCAAGAAACACUAAUGGAGGACAAUUGGGCUGAUGAUGAGAUAGAAAUGGAACUUGCUCCUAUAGCCGUACAGUUGGCUUAUGUUCGGCAGCUGCUUGGACACCCACAAGAAGCCAUUGAAACUUACGUGGAUAUCAUUACUCGAAACCUAAGCGAUGAUUCAUCACUUGCGGUGGCAAUAAACAACCUUAUUGCGCUGAAGGGUCCAAAGGAUGCAUCUGACGGCCUUAGAAAACUUGAUAAGCUGAUAGAGAAAGGUAAUGCAGCACAUGGGUUCCAGCUUGCUCGAGGGCUUGAUUUGAAGCUAUCCUCGAGACAGAAAGAGGCAAUAUACUCUAAUCGUGUGCUUCUACUACUACACGCAUCAAGGGUAGAUCAGGCUCGAGAACUUGUGACUGCUUUUUCAGAGAUGUUCCCAGGUAGUGUGAUGCCAACACUUCUUCAAGCCGCGGUGUUCAUUAAAGAGAACAAAGCCGUGAAAGCUGAAGAGAUCCUUGGCCAGUUUGCCAACAAAUUCCCAGAGAAGUCAAAGGUGGCCCUCCUUGCACGUGCUCAGAUUGCUGCUGCUGCCAACCAUCCUAAGAUAGCUGCAGAUUCACUAUCCAGGAUUCCUGAUAUACAACACAUGCCAGCUACUGUCGCCACACUUGUCUCACUGAAAGAACGAGAUGGGGAUAUUGAUGGUGCAACCACAGUUCUUGAUUCUGCUAUUACUUGGUGGUCUAAUGCCAUGAGUGAUGAUAACAAGCUUGACGUGAUCAUGCAAGAAGCUGCAAGAUUUAAGCUCAAGCAUGGGAGGGAAGAAGAGGCAGCCCGCUUAUACGAGGAUUUGUUUAAGAGCCACAAAAGUGUCGAGGCUUUGGUUGGGUUGGUUACCACAGUUGCACGAGCGGAUGUGGAUAAGGCAGAAACCUACGAGAAAAAGCUAAAGCCGUUGCCAGGGCUUAAAGGAGUGGAUGUGGAUUCUUUGGAGAAAACAUCUGGCGCUAAGCAUGUUGAGAAUAAUGCUGAUUUGCGUAUUGUAGAAGAUGAGGAGGCAAAGGGCAAAGCAAAAUCAAAGAAAAAGAGAAAGAGAAAGCCCAAGUACCCUAAAGGGUUUGAUCCUAAUAACCCAGGCCCCCCACCGGAUCCAGAGCGAUGGUUGCCUAAGAGGGAGAGGUCUAGUUACAGGCCUAAGAGGAAGGAUAAAAGAGCUCAGAUUAGAGGUUCUCAGGGUUCAGUGUCUAGAGACAAGCAGGACACAAAUACUGCAGCAUCCAGCAGCUCUAACAGCAGCAAUUCGAAAUCAAAACCUAACCAGGCAACAGCUACAAAACCAGCUGCAGAGCAGUCCAAGCCUUCUUCAUCAAGGUCAUCAAAAAAGAAGUCAAGACGCUAAAGUUCGGCAGAUUUGGAGAUGGAAACAGUUUUGAUGAGAUCUGAGCUCUGAGAAUUCGAUUUUCAUUUAUCAAUUAUAGAAGUUUCAAGGUUUUAUUAACUGGUAUUUUUCUUGAUUUGCUGUAUUUCUUGCUAGAACAGAUGUCUGGUUGCAAACUAAUAUGACAGUAACUUUAGAGAAGUUGUUUUGGUUGGACAUAUCAUCAGUUUUUGGCUAUGGCUUAUCCUGCGUGUAGGGGAAGUGCACAUCUGUUUAGACAUUCAAUGCUCUAGCUAUUUAUGCAUUUACUAUUUUGCUA
Messenger RNA from Papaver somniferum (opium poppy), 2400 nucleotides. Its product is annotated as signal recognition particle subunit SRP72-like. Lineage: Eukaryota; Viridiplantae; Streptophyta; Magnoliopsida; Ranunculales; Papaveraceae. Gene Ontology annotation, molecular function: ribosome binding; protein binding; 7S RNA binding. The record is from RefSeq and is a predicted model, not a curated record. Gene Ontology annotation, biological process: SRP-dependent cotranslational protein targeting to membrane. The transcript is spliced from 6 exons. Gene Ontology annotation, cellular component: signal recognition particle, endoplasmic reticulum targeting. Bases 93 to 2102 code for a protein of 669 amino acids.